Molecule: messenger RNA, 1682 nt
Organism: Lycium barbarum (goji berry)
Lineage: Eukaryota; Viridiplantae; Streptophyta; Magnoliopsida; Solanales; Solanaceae
Product: probable E3 ubiquitin-protein ligase BAH1-like
Exons: 6
Coding region: 322-1320 (332 amino acids)
Source: RefSeq, a predicted model, not a curated record
GUUCCAACACUAAUUAACCUUGUAACACUAAUAAUAGGAGAAGAUAAAAAGACAUGCACAACUACUUCAGAUAUUCCCAACACGUGUACAUGACAUGCAACAAACUGUUUCUUGGUUUCCUGUUAAACAUAAAAACCUAAAACAAACAACCAGCUCGGUUACCCGCGGCUACACGCCCAUAUUUGAAACCAAAAAUAGAUUCUCAGAUUAACACAGCCCAUCAUAACAAAGAUUAUUUAAUGAUCUUUGAUUUGUGUGGAAUUGGGAAAUUUUUCUGAAUAGAAUAAUUGGGUUGGGUUUGUCUGAGAAGAAUUAAUAAUAAUGAAGUUUGGAGAAACAUUCAUGGAGUAUUUACAGGGUGAAGAAGGUUCAGACAAAUAUUGUCCACAUGUUGAAUACAAAAGGUUGAAAAAGGUUCUUAAGAGUUGCAGGGCUUGUAGAUCAGCUUUGAAGGAAUCCAGUUCUAAUGGAGAUGAAGAUGAUCAUCAUCAAUCUAAUUUAUGCCAAUUUCAGCCUUGCCAAUCGUGUGAUCAGAAGUUCUUCUCUGAAUUGAAGAAGGAGGCUUCUGAUAUAGCUGGUUGCUUCAGUUCUAGAGUGAGAAGACUUCUCCAACUUCAUACUGCUCCAGGAAUGCAAAAAUACCUGGUAACGUUGCGUCACUGUUUCAAGAAUGAUCAGCAGGCCAUGAGGGAAGAGUGCCAAAUACUAAUUGAAUAUGCCUUGAUGAAUGCUAUUGCUAUGCAAAAGAUUCUUAAGAAAUAUGAUAAAGUUCACUGCUCUGUGAAUGGAAGGAACUUUAAGUCAAAGAUGCGUGCUGAGCACCUUGAGAUUCUACAAUCACCAUGGUUGAUAGAACUAGGGGCUUUGUAUUUGAAUUUCAAUGAAUCGAAUGGCGGGAAAUCUAAUGAGAUUUUCAACCAUUUUUCUUGCAAUCUCAGUGAUACAGGGUCUAUUAUGACUUUGAUGUUUCCAGAUUCUGUGAAAUUAGAGUAUGAUCUGACUUGUCCAAUCUGCUUGGAUAUGGUGUUCAAUCCAUACGCUUUAGGCUGUGGGCAUCUUUUCUGCAAAUCUUGUGCUUGCACUGCAGCUUCUGUGAUGAUGUUCCAAGGUAUUAAGGCUGCAAGUAACGAGUCAAAAUGUCCAGUUUGCAGAGAGGUUGGAACUUAUGCUAAUGCAGUGCAUAUGAUGGAAUUAGAUUUGCUUCUGAAGAAGAGAUUUAAGCAGUAUUGGAAGGAAAGACAUGCUUCUGAACGAGCUGAAAUGGUGAAGCAAUCAAAGCUCUACUGGGAUAACCAAACGAGAUAUGUUAUCGGUUAUUAGAUACUGUCUGAUAUCAGCUUUUGGCCGAUUCAGCUAUCUUGAGGUAACGACAGCAUAUGAGCGCGAUGGAGCUAUACGGAGGAUCUAUUUCCUCUGAGCUCCAAUUUAUUGAUUUGGAGAUAAUCACCAUCUGGUGUUUUGGUUUAUUUGAAUAACUGUUUCUUGACAUUGAAAGGUUUCUUGAUUCCUAGAUUAUUGGAGUCCGCCAAAGUUGCUCAAAGUCACCAUUGUAACUUAGUUUUUCUUUUGCAAUUUUAUUUGCAAAUUUUCUUGACUCAUUUUGUCAGAUUUCAAGGUGACAAUUUUGACUUGGACUUACAGAUAUCUUAAAUCAGUGCCUUAAUAAAAUCCAUUUUGCUGUU